Messenger RNA from Fonsecaea monophora, 1935 nucleotides. RefSeq lists its product as hypothetical. The transcript has 6 exons. The coding region runs from base 1 to 1935 and encodes 644 amino acids. NCBI's taxonomy places the organism in Eukaryota, Fungi, Ascomycota, Eurotiomycetes, Chaetothyriales, Herpotrichiellaceae. The record is from RefSeq and is a predicted model, not a curated record.
AUGGCAGGCCAAACCGCUGUUGUCCUCAUCGAUCCUUACAAUGACUUCCUCCAUCCCAAAGGAAAACUUAACCCUCGCCUGGCAGAGAGUAUCGCCGCUACCGGCACCAUUGAGCAUUUGAAAGAGGUGGUCGCCACGGCCCGCAAGAACAAAAUCCCCAUCUACUAUUGCCUGCAUUGCCAGACGGACAAAUACUCGUUUCAAGGGUGGCAGAUGAUGAAUUGGUCGCUGACGGGCCUCAAAGAGAACUUGGUCUUUGAAAAGGGCUCGUGGGGUGCACAGGUUUAUGAAGGGUUGGAGCCAAAUCCCGAGAACGGGGACGUCGUCGUCUCACAGCAUCUCAAUUCCAGCUCUUUCCAAAAUACGGACCUCGACUAUCAACUCCGACAGCGAGGGAUUCGCAACUUGGUCCUGGCGGGUCUUGUCACAAACACAUGUGUCGAGGCAACCGCACGAUACGGAUAUGAGCUUGGAUAUAACUUGACCAUGAUUGGGAUCAAAUGCAGCGGAGUCAACAAUGCCCGCAUCUACGUCCACCGCAAUGCACAAAACAUGCGCACACAAUCCCACCGCGGUGCUCUCAGGGUUGCGAUGCAGAGACGAAACGCCCCCUUUCAACCCAAUCUAGUUCCCGAAACACAGACUGUAGCCGCUGCUGCUCCUCCCAUGGCUCUGGAGGCUCUUCAGCAACUUGUACAAAACAGCCCAGUGGCCCUGCUGACAGCCGGUACAUCCCUGACGGCCAAGCCUGUAGAACUCUUCUACUCGUCCAUUUUAGACGCUUUUCAGCCACGAGAGCACGUGGGAGUCUUUAGCGGCGAUCGAGUACCACAGUCAACCACCGAAGGGGAUUGCUCGAGCGUGGCAGUAUGCAUCCGUUCGUUGCUUCCUCUCGCCCAACAGUCCGCGCGGCAUAUCAUGGACAAAUCAAUCUUCAGCCUGCUGACCAUGUAUCUGAGUCUCUUGGUCAAGGACUCCAAGCUGACGGAAAUGGCCCGAGCGGCGUACACCUCGGUGGUGCGAGAAUUUCGACUUUUCAUCGGGUCUCGGUUCCAGCGGGGACUGGCACAUGGCCAGACAAGCCAUUAUCAGCUUUUCCUCGCCCUCUCUACAGCUCUGCAGCUAUUCGAGUACGUGAAUGAUCUGGGAGAGAUGCGAUCGGGUUUCCUGGCCCAUCACGAGGGAAUGCUCCAACUCCUCCUGAUAUCCGGACCCGAAGUGUAUCAGUCACCUUAUCUGCUCCAGUCCUUCUCUGGACUCCGGGGUAUAAUUAUAUUUGUCGCUCUCCAGAGGCGGCGUCCUAUUUUCCUGUCCGAACCGACGUGGAUAUACACUCCAUUCUUUUAUCGGCCCAAGACAAGGCGGGAAAUCCUUCACGAUCUCGCCCUGAGACUUCCUGAAUUGUUACAUCGGACGGAUGAGCUGAUCCCGUUGCUCGUGCAGAACCCUCGAGAUUCGAACGGUCGAAGCGACAGCUUCCGGGAAUUGACCAACGUCACGCAGAAGCUUGUCGCAGAUUUUACACACCUCAAAGCCGAUCUCGAGGCAUGGUUCCAAACCUUCAAGCAAUCGUACUCGCCCGCGCCUAUCUACUGGACCACCGACACCGUCUUGGACAGCGCCCAUUCCUACACGGACCCAAUCUGCGUCCCGGACCUGCAGGAUCCAAAGUACCAGCUGCGGUUCCAGGACGGCCAAAAGGCCGGCGUGCUGAUCUGCUACUGGAGCUUCAUGCUCGAGCUGCUCAUGAGCUUGAUCGACGUGCAGGCUGCCGUCUUGUCUACGAUACCGGGCAACAAGGGAGAAGAUAUGACCAUGGAACCCGCAUGCGAGAACCUCGACACCCACCGCGCUGCUGCAGACGACUGCGCAUUCCUGAUUCUACAGUACAGUCAAUGCCGUAUUUGCUGUGUUGUCUGGAAGGCGUCUUUGUGA